Labrus mixtus (cuckoo wrasse) is the source of this 2004-nucleotide messenger RNA. Its product is annotated as vacuolar protein sorting-associated protein 26B-like. Lineage: Eukaryota; Metazoa; Chordata; Actinopteri; Labriformes; Labridae. Gene Ontology annotation, cellular component: endosome; retromer complex. Bases 24 to 1025 code for a protein of 333 amino acids. Gene Ontology annotation, biological process: retrograde transport, endosome to Golgi; intracellular protein transport. The record is from RefSeq and is a predicted model, not a curated record. The transcript is spliced from 6 exons.
GCGCUCACAGUGUAACCAUCACAAUGAGCUUCUUCAGUUUUGGACAGAGUGCAGAAAUCGACGUGGUCCUGAAUGACGCUGAGACGAGGAAGAAAGCUGAACACAAGACAGAGGAUGGGAAGAAAGACAAAUACUUUCUUUUCUAUGAUGGAGAAACAGUCAGUGGGAAAGUGAAUGUGACAGUGAAGAACCCCGGAAAGAGGCUGGAGCACCAGGGCAUCAAAAUUGAAUUUGUGGGCCAAAUAGAGCUGUAUUACGACAGAGGAAACCAUCAUGAGUUUGUGUCCCUGGUGAAGGAUCUCGCAAGACCAGGUGAAAUGACUCAGUCGCAGACCUUCGACUUUGAGUUCACUCAUGUUGAAAAACCCUACGAGUCGUACACGGGCCAGAAUGUCAAGCUAAGAUAUUUCCUCCGUGCCACAGUGAUCAGAAGGCUGAACGACAUCAGUAAAGAGAUGGACAUUGUAGUCCACACACUGAGCACUUACCCUGAGCUCAACUCCUCCAUUAAAAUGGAAGUUGGGAUUGAAGAUUGUCUCCACAUUGAGUUUGAGUACAACAAAUCCAAGUACCACCUGAAAGAUGUAAUUGUGGGAAAAAUCUACUUCCUGCUGGUGAGGAUUAAGAUUAAGCACAUGGAGAUUGACAUCAUCAAACGGGAGACAACAGGCACCGGCCCGAGUGUGUACCACGAAAACGACACCAUCGCAAAGUACGAGAUCAUGGACGGAGCUCCGGUCAGAGGAGAGUCUAUUCCCAUCCGGUUAUUCCUGGCUGGUUAUGAUCUGACUCCCACCAUGAGAGACAUCAACAAAAAGUUCUCUGUGCGCUACUACCUGAACCUGGUGCUGAUCGACGAGGAGGAGAGACGCUACUUCAAACAGCAGGAAAUCACACUGUGGAGGAAAGGAGACGUGGUGAGGAAGAGCAUGUCCCAUCAGGCCGCCAUCGCCUCUCAGAGGUUCGAGGGCUCGGCCGCUUCGGAGAGCGCCCUGGAGCAGGCGGCGAAGGAGGAGAGCGGGUAGAAAACAGCGCACCCCGCAGUCUCUCCUCCCGCCGGACUCAUCACCAGCGUCUGUGGUGGAGGAACCUGUCGAGUGUACAACAUCUGGUGCGGCAGCUGCUUUUUAUUUGCAGCCGCUGCUUGUAAAGGGAGGAAGAAGGGAGCCGACAUAGAGCACCGCAGUUUGAGAACAAUGAAAACAGUUUGCAUGAGGCGUUCAGCGUGGCUUCAGGCUGCUGGUCCUGCCCUUCCUCAUUAAUGCUUUGUUUUUUCUCUAAUCAUCUAACGCCAUGUCCACUGUGUAAAAUCUCUUCUGUGAUAUUCUUACAUUUUUAAGCUCUCUCUUCGUUAAAAGUCCAAUUAAUGCUAUCUCGGGAUCAUUUCUAACCUUCUAUUUAAUGCAACUAAAAAGGUCAUUCAACAUUUUGUAUCUCCAACAUUCCACCUUAACAGAACUCAUUCCUAACACUGUUAUAAGGUCAAGAAGACAUCUGAGAUAACUUUGCACUGUUAAUGCUGAACACAUUUCUCUUUGGCUGUUUGCACAAAAACAAAAAUGAUCGAAACUGGAAUUUUUCUUUCCGUCAUUUAAAGCAAGAACAGUGAAGUAUUAAUCCCACUUUUGUUUUAUCUGUAAAUAUGACCAGCUCAAACCUUUAAUCCUGCUCCCCGGUCCAGCUUGUGUAACUUGAUUAUUCUGCACACGGUGCCACAACAAUGUCCUUCAUGUUCAUCUGCUUGACCUCAGCAUUCCAGUGGUGUUAGGGAAAAGGUCUGAUAAUGUGAAGUCGUCUGUAUCCUCUUUAUUAGGGACUCCAGAGUUGUGCCUAAGUGUAUCAAGCAAAUGAAAUCCUCCUGCCUCUAACAUAAUUUUAGUCUUUUAACCAGAGAAAAAGUGACAGUAGAACUAUCUAUCUUUUGCAAAAUGCUAAUCGAUUCUUCCUUGUCCCUGUAAGUCAAAUAAAAUGAUGCCAAAUGGAAAAUAAAAAGGUUCAGACUUG